AUAAUAAGAAAAUUGAUUAGGCCUCAAUUCUCACGAUUUUUUUUUUUUAGUUAUUUGCAACAUUUGGGAUUAUAUGGGAGGUAAAUGAAUUCCUGCCUCAAGCAUGUACAUAUGAUAUGAUUCGAUCCUCUCAACCUCUAAGUAAGAAUCUUUUCAAAUGAACCAACAAAUAAUCUUUUCAAAUGAACCAACACUUUGUUGAUUGUUUACGUAUAGCAAAUGCUAGCGUUAAAUAACAAAAGGGGAAGAAAAAAUACUUUAACUCACUACAUGAUAGCCAGGUAGAGAGGCAACACAAAAGUAGAGAUGGCAUUACAGAUGAUGUGGUUACAAUUACAGCCAACGCCAUCCUCUACUUGGGCUGCUCCUCGUCUCACUCUUUCUAAAACCAAUCAAUGGAACUUGUGUCGCCUUCCGUCGCUUACGACCUUCACAAAGCUCAGAGCAUCCGUUGAAGAUACUGGAAAUGACACUUCUUCCACUCCUCUUCUUCAGCUACAUCAGCCCAACCAAGAAGUAGAAGAAGGUAUUAAAGUGUUGAAGAAUGCUGCAAAAACAAGGAAGGUUGAUAAAAACAAAGUUUUAACAGCUCUUUCGACUAUUGAGAAGGCAAAACUCGACCCUUCGAAAUUUCUUGAGACACUUGGAGGAUCUAAAUCACCUGGGAAGACCUGGAUGCUCAUUUUUACUGCUGAGAAAAAACUCAAGGGUGGACGAUAUUUCCCUCUAACUGCUGUCCAGAGAUUUGACGCUGAGGCAAAGAGGAUUGAAAAUGGUGUGUAUCUCGGACCACUAGGGAGUUUGAGCUUUGAAGGAAGAUUUUCAUGGAAGAAUAGAAAACUGGCUUUCAUUUUUGAGUGCAUUCGUAUAAAACUAGGACCAUUCAGUCCUUUACAAGUAAGCCUAGGAAAUCAAGAAAACAGGGAGCCAAACAACAAAGAUCCCUUCUUCAUAUGGUUUUAUGUCGAUGAGGAGAUAGCAGUGGCCCGUGGCAGAAGUGGUGGAACAGCAUUUUGGUGUCGUUGUCGCCGAGUUACUAGUACUUAACUCUCCUGGAAGCAUGCACCAACACUUUCGGAAAUUUAGUGGUUUAAAUUGUUGACAUUAUAAAUCAAAUUAUUUUAAGUUAUAAAGGCUUAUCGUACAGCUAAUAUGCAACUUAGUGUAUGUCGGUUUGCAUAGUGCAGUUUAUAUAAUUGCAAAGGUUUUUUU
Messenger RNA from Chenopodium quinoa (quinoa), 1212 nucleotides. RefSeq lists its product as uncharacterized. Lineage: Eukaryota; Viridiplantae; Streptophyta; Magnoliopsida; Caryophyllales; Amaranthaceae. The coding region runs from base 307 to 1047 and encodes 246 amino acids. The transcript is spliced from 4 exons. The record is from RefSeq and is a predicted model, not a curated record.